This is a messenger RNA of Phaedon cochleariae (mustard beetle), 1703 nucleotides long. The record is from the annotation of a GenBank genome assembly. Lineage: Eukaryota; Metazoa; Arthropoda; Insecta; Coleoptera; Chrysomelidae.
UGAGUCUGCCUGGUGAGCUUGUGAUUGUUGGUGAGAGACAACCAGUAAACCUAUGUUGCACCAGGACGGGAUCAUUUUUGGUGAAUUAACUUUCAUCUGAUUUUACGUUCACUCUGCACCAACGAGUUUUCCCAAUUGUUUUACAAGUGAACGAAAUUUAUGCGAUGAAAGUACACACCCUUUUUGCACUUUUCAUUCACGUCAUCCACUUUUCAUUCUGUACAAAUGUGAAGAUAAACUUCCGAGAAAAAGAGAAAGAAGUCUUGGACCAAAUUCUGGGUCCCGGACGUUACGAUGCCAGAAUUCGACCAUCGGGUGUAAACGGCACAGAUGGUCCAGCAAUUGUCAGUGUCAACAUAUUUGUGAGAAGUAUCUCAAAGAUAGAUGACGUGACAAUGGAAUACAGUGUGCAACUGACAUUCCGAGAGCAGUGGCUGGAUGAAAGGCUGAAAUUCAAUGAUUUUGGAGGAAAGCUGAAAUAUCUGACGCUAACUGAGGCGAACAGAGUAUGGAUGCCUGAUUUGUUCUUCUCGAACGAGAAGGAAGGACAUUUUCACAAUAUCAUCAUGCCAAAUGUCUACAUUCGUAUAUUUCCUUAUGGAUCAGUAUUAUAUAGUAUAAGGAUUUCGCUCACUCUUUCCUGUCCAAUGAACCUAAAAUUGUAUCCACUGGAUCGGCAAAUAUGUUCCUUGAGAAUGGCAAGCUACGGUUGGACAACGGAUGAUUUGGUCUUCUUAUGGAAACAAGGAGACCCAGUACAAGUGGUCAAAAAUUUACACCUACCCAGAUUCACAUUGGAAAAGUUCUUGACCGAUUAUUGUAACAGUAAAACUAUCACAGGCGAAUACAGUUGUUUGAAAGUAGAUUUUCUAUUCAAGCGAGAAUUCAGUUAUUAUUUGAUCCAAAUCUAUAUACCAUGUUGUAUGUUGGUGAUAGUAUCGUGGGUGUCGUUCUGGUUAGACCAAGGUGCUGUGCCCGCUCGAGUAUCACUUGGUGUAACAACCCUGUUGACCAUGGCCACGCAAACCUCUGGCAUAAACGCAUCGUUGCCUCCAGUGUCGUACACCAAGGCCAUCGACGUUUGGACAGGUGUAUGCCUCACUUUCGUUUUCGGGGCCCUGUUGGAGUUCGCCUUGGUCAACUACGCCUCCAGAUCGGACAUGCACCGAGAGAACAUGAAGAAGCAAAGACGCCAAUGCGAGCUCGAACACGCCGCAUCUUUGGACGCCACCUCCGAUUUGAUCGAUACCGAGAACGCCACUUUCGCCAUGAAACCACUAGUGAGACAUCCUGGAGACCCGAUGAGCUUGGAAAAAGUUCGCCAGUGCGAAAUCCAUAUGCAACCCGCUCGUCCCAACUGUUGCAAAUCCUGGCUGUCGAAGUUCCCAACAAGGUCCAAGCGAAUCGACGUGAUCUCGAGAAUUACAUUUCCACUAGUGUUUGCGUUGUUCAAUGUUAUAUAUUGGUCAACUUAUCUCUUCCGAGAAGAAGCCGAAGAAUCCUAAAUCAUAAACAGACAUCAUUGUGAUUUUUCCAUAAGUGUAAAUAUACCAGUUACCAUGGACCACAGUUUCAUUUGUUUGUUUCAUGUUAUCGAUAUAUUAUUCAGAGUUGCAAUAAAGCGCAUACGUUGUUGAACAUGAACAUGGAUUAGAAAGCACACGUACGGUAUGAUUAUGUAAUAAAUUUUGUAAUGUUAAACA